This is a messenger RNA of Nematostella vectensis (starlet sea anemone), 1974 nucleotides long. Its product is annotated as pre-mRNA-splicing factor RBM22. Bases 138 to 1580 code for a protein of 480 amino acids. The transcript is spliced from 9 exons. Lineage: Eukaryota; Metazoa; Cnidaria; Anthozoa; Actiniaria; Edwardsiidae. The record is from RefSeq and is a predicted model, not a curated record. Gene Ontology annotation, molecular function: U6 snRNA binding; metal ion binding; pre-mRNA binding. Gene Ontology annotation, cellular component: Prp19 complex; U2-type catalytic step 1 spliceosome; U2-type catalytic step 2 spliceosome.
AAAUUAAUGAAUGGGUGGCGAAAAAGCGAACUAAAUUACAUGCUAUUCCAAGGGACUGGAUAGGGAGUAAGACGGUUCGUGUCAGCGGCAGUUUUCCUGACAUGGGUCAUGCAAGGGAGGCUUAGUGCAUUUUCAACAUGGCGACGUCGAAAAGCGCGAACACGUACAACAGACAGAACUGGGAGGACGCGGAAUUUCCAAUAUUGUGUCAAACAUGUCUUGGCGACAAUCCAUACAUUCGAAUGACAAGAGAGACACAUGGUCGGGAAUGCAAGAUUUGCGCACGACCAUUCACCAUCUUCAGGUGGUGCCCUGGUGCCCGGAUGAGGUUUAAGAAAACUGAAAUCUGCCAGACAUGCUCCAAAUUGAAAAAUAUUUGUCAGACUUGUCUUCUAGACCUGGAGUAUGGCUUACCAGUUCAAGUUCGGGACAAGUCUUUAGGGUUAAAAGAUGAAAUGCCCAAAUCAGAUGUCAAUAAAGAGUAUUACACACAAAAUGUGGAGAGAGAACUAGCAGACUCGGAUGGCACCAGCCCUGGCGGUGCUUUGCAAGGCAAGGCAAAUGCCCCAAGUGAUCUUCUUAUGAAGCUUGCGAGGACCACACCCUACUAUAAACGCAAUCGUCCACACAUCUGCUCCUUCUGGGUGAAGGGUGAAUGCAAGAGAGGAGAAGAAUGUCCUUACAGGCACGAUAUGCCCACAGACCCCAAUGACCCUCUUGCAGACCAGAACAUCAAAGAUCGUUACUAUGGUGUGAAUGAUCCAGUGGCCAAUAAGCUGCUAAAGCAGGCCCAGAGCAUGCCCAUGCUGGAUACUCCCACAGAUAGAUCAAUAACAACAUUAUACGUUGGCGGCCUUGAGGGCAAAGUCACUGAACAAGACUUAAGGGAUCAUUUCUAUCAAUUUGGUGAGCUGAGAUCCAUCAGCAUGGUUCCAAGACAAAACUGUGCCUUUGUCUGUUUCACAUCACGCGCAGCAGCAGAAGCAGCUGCUGAUCGUUCAUUCAACAAGCUGAUCCUCAAGGGGCGACGACUGAAGAUAAUGUGGGGCAAGUCACAAGGCCAGCAGCCAGCCCCUGGACGACAGGGCGGCCAUACCCUUACACCAGUUCCUGGACUUCCUGGAGCCCUACCAGCCCCUCCAGCUGAGAAAGAAGACCAGGGAGACUACUUCAACCUCAGUACACCAGCCGCAAACAUGAGGCUACCUCCACCACCACAACACACAGGACCACCGCAGCCACGCCCACCCCAUGGGAUGCUACAGGGUGGUGGCCCACCACAACCUCCCCCAAACCUUCCCCCUCCUCCAGGGGGCAUGAGAGGGAUGCCGCCGCCGCCUCCUAUGGGCAUGUACCCACCGCCAAGGGGCUUCCCACCACCCCCAUUCAGCCCCCCUCCUCCAUUCUACAGAGGGCCUCCGCCUCCUAGGGGUAUGCCACCUCCACCCAGACAACGGAUGCCGUCACAGGGACCACCUCAAGUACACUACCCUUCGCAGGAUCCUCAGAGGCUAGGCGCAGUGAAGGCAAUGGAGAAGGGGGAACCGCCCAAGGCACCGCCUGUGGGAAGUGGAUCAUAAAUAAUCUUGGUACUGUAUUCUCUGGCAUGAAAAGAGCUUGUUGCUGGAUCCAUUACAGAUAUGCAUCCUUAUUAUCCUUGACCCAUGGGGCUAUCCUUGAUGUACAAGUGUUGGAGAGCAAACAAAAUAAGUAGAACUCACCCAGGGGAUAUGGGGAUUUAUGUGAUUUCUACAGUACUCUAUAUGACAAAUGUGAACGCAAGCAUCUGUUAUGUUUUUUGUAUACCACUCUCCAUGUCGACAACUUGUGGUGAUUCACAGUUUACAGAUUAACUUCAACAGCUAUAUUCCAUCAUAAGCAUACAUCACUAUGUUUUGAACACAGCUUCUUUAGGUGUGUUUAUUUUAUUUUUAACUGUACAAAAAAACAACAAAAAUAAAUUGUGUAUCAAGA